Cotesia glomerata is the source of this 1000-nucleotide messenger RNA. RefSeq lists its product as uncharacterized. Bases 59 to 1000 code for a protein of 313 amino acids. The transcript is spliced from 5 exons. The record is from RefSeq and is a predicted model, not a curated record. Lineage: Eukaryota; Metazoa; Arthropoda; Insecta; Hymenoptera; Braconidae.
UUGUAAGUAUGCAAGAAGUAAAAAAUGCCCUGGGUCGCUUAUAGUUGAAAAUGGCAUUAUGAGAAGAGGGACGGAUCAUAAAUUUCAUCCUAAAGAAGAAUCGACUGAACUUCUAGAAUCAGAAAUAGUUUUUCGACGGUCACUGUAUUAUGCUACAACUACAAACCACAAACCAAGCCGCCAAAUUUAUGAUACAUUGAUUAUUAUGCACCCAGAGCUGGCUGACGUGCUACCAUUUAAAAAAAUAGAACGGACGAUGGCACGUUGGCGUAAGCGCACAGUAUUCCCAAAAUUUGAAAGCUAUAGCGAGUUGGUAGAGGAAUUAGGAAAUGAACAAUGGCAAUUCCUUAAGUGCUUUUCAGCGGAUAUUUAUGAUGAAAGAGAAUUUAGUAUUCAAGUGAAAAAUGAUAAUAAAAUGAUGAUCAUUUAUAGUGAAGAUAUUAUCAAUGGCUUAAAUAUCGAAAACUUAUAUGUAUCAACCACGACAAAAGUGCUUCCUGAUUUUGAUAAUUCAAAGUUUUUAACUGUCGUAAUUGCAGAGAUGAAUCAGCAUGCUUUUCCGAUUGUAUGGUUUUUAACCAAAGAUUAUAGUUCCAUUACCAACGGAGAAAUUGGAAAAUCUUUAAAAGAAAUUUUACCAAAUCUCCGGGAUGGGACUAUAAUAUAUGCUGAUUCCACCUCAAAAAUGACAACAGGUUUGGGUGCAAAAUUUUUACAAGUUCAGGGAUCGUUUGAAAACCUGUGUAAUAUGCUUCGAUCUAUUGCACAUGAACACAAUGUAAAUGAAGACGAUGGCGAUGUUAAUUUAACACUACGGAAACUAAUGACAAUUAUUCUACUGCCAGAGGAUAAAAUUGCAAUACAAUUCAAUGCAAUUGCAGAUAAUAUGAAUGAGAAUACGAAGGAAUUAUUGAGUAAUUUCUUUGAAAAUUACAAGGUUAAUUGGAUUGAUAGCUAUGAUCCACUGGCGAGUUUUGGAACAGAAACUUCGCACUACUAG